AUGGUCCUGGGAUUCUUGAUCCGGGGCUUGGAGGUUUGGCUCACUCUCCGACUCCUUCGAAGCCCUCUCUUCCAUCGUAUGGUAGGCCGGGUCCACCAAAGGGUUCAGUACCACAGACAUGGUGUCCCCCUCCCUCCGAAGACUCCAAAGGAAGAAUUAGGAGGAUCACAUCACGAAGCGGAUGGCUUCGACCUAAAGAAGUUCUUCGGCCACUUCAAGGAAGAGUUCAAAGAUCAACUGAACGGACGCACGAAGAACAAAUAUUGA
Molecule: messenger RNA, 267 nt
Organism: Penicillium salamii
Lineage: Eukaryota; Fungi; Ascomycota; Eurotiomycetes; Eurotiales; Aspergillaceae
Source: the annotation of a GenBank genome assembly